CUUUUUUUUUUUUUGGAGGCCUUAAUCUGAAACAUCAAAUUGCAAAAUAUUUGUUCUCAUUUGUGGAUAUGGCUGUAGAUGGAAUUAAGAUUAGAAUGAAAUUAUAGAAGAAUCACAAAAUACAUUCAAGAGAUUACACGAGGUUUUAAAUUGCUGAAAUUGCGUCUUUUUUUUUUUUUUUCUUCAGCAAAAAUCGGCACAAUAAUUGAACAAAGUUAGGAGCUUUAUAUUAAUUUAAAGAUAAUGUACACUGCAUAAAAGCUCAACUGAAACAAAAUUCAAAUACCUGAGUAAACAGAUAUCUGUAGACCUGCAUGUGAGUCAGUGCUAUGAGCUUGACGUCACGGUCUUGCAGUAGAUCAAAAAUAGCAUGUCAGCAUUGAUAAAUAGAACUGAUAACAUUGGAGGCAUGAUUUUGAUGGAUUGUACCAUCUCAAACUAGUUCUCGAUUCCCAUCUCUAACUAUUGGAUUCUUAUCUGCUGCCAAAGUUGGACGCUUCUAAAGGUUGACAUUCAGUUUCAUUUACUGUGAGAUGUGUACAGCAGGUUCCUGGAAAGUAGCUUUUUGGCGACAGUAAACAUGAGAGGGCAAAUUGUCAGAGCAUGAUUUAUGUUGAAGUAGAGCAAAAAUCAGAUUCACCAGCUUAACAGAUAUCUUAUCUUGAAAAAUGAGAGCUAUAUAGGUAUGUAUCACUUAAUCCCAUGCCAGGAAGCAUCUUUAAAGCUGUUAAACUAUAAUUUAACAGUUCUGGGGAGUUUUAUAUAGGAUCCCAAAAAUUAUUUUACAUUUUUGUUAAAUUAAAUGGUGAAAAGCAAAAAUAUUUCAUUAAAGUGUCCGAUAUAUACACUCACUGGCCACUUGGUAGUCCCUACUUUAAUUCUUUGUGGUAUUGGUUCAGCAAGGUGCUGGAAACAUUCCUUACAGGUUUUGGUCCAUAUCAGCAUGAUGGCAUCAGACAGAUUCUGCUGUUUGUUUAGAUUUAGAUCCAUGAUUGCGUUAUGCUGACUGUGGAGGCUUUUUGAGUGCAGUGAACUAAUUGUCACGUUGAAGAAACCAGUUUCAGAUGAUUUCAGGAACCAUUCACCACACUUCUCCUAAGUCACCUUUCUUCCUCAUUCUGAUGCUCAGCUUAAACUUCAAUAGGUUGUCUUGACCUUGUCUACAUGCAUCAUAUGCUUGUCUGAUUAUAUAGUUGCAUUAACAGUCGAAUUUUCGAACCAGUCGAACAGUUGUAUUGACUAAAGUUACCAUGGAGUGUCAUUCUUUCACUGACCAAAAUGAAAGCUUUGUAUAUUUCUACAUUAAUAGUGCAUUAUUAAGAGUAUGCAUUCAUGUCCUACAGCCACUUCUUACUUAAAGUGUAUUUUCAGUAAAUGUUUGAGGGCCCUUAUGCUUGUCAGUGCUAAUGUUUACUAUGCUUCACAGAUCAGUGCUGUCAGGGCGGUUGUCCCCAACAAAAGCAACAAUGAGAUUGUGCUGGUGUUACAGCAUUUUGAGAACUGCGUCGAUAAGGCCGUGCAGGCUUUUUUAGAAGGCAGUGCAGCUGAGAUCCUGAAGGAGUGGAAUGUCACUGGAAAAAAGAAGCCCAAGAAGAAAAAGAAGCCCAAACCUCAGCCAGAAGCCCCAGCAGAACCUGCUCCACCUGAGGCCACAUCGCCCGAAGAGGGCAAGGACGAGCUGAAUGGCUUUCAUGCCAACGGCUCAGUAAUGGACGGAGAGUCUCUUGAUUCGUUGAGUGAACACUUGGACUCUGCCUCCCUGGAUGCAGCCGAGCUGGACUCUGAACCUGCUACAUCCGAAACCACCGGUGCAGAAGCAGAAAGUCAAGGUAGUGCUCCAAGUCCCACCUCUCAGCCAGGAGGAAGAAAUCACCAGGCUCCCAGAGGCAAUAAGUCACGACAAAGGCCAAACUCAAAUUCACAUCAUCCCCCUGCCUCAUUAGCAUCUAACACAGAUGAGCAAGGAUCAUCCGGAGUAAAGAAGAUGGCUUCCAACAUUGAUCGCUCUGUGAAGGACCUGCAGAGAUGUACUGCAUCACUGACUCGCUACAGGAUGGUGGUCAAGGAGGAGAUGGACUCCUCAGUAAAGAGGAUGAAGCAGACAUUUGCUGAACUACAGAGCUGUUUAAUGGACAGAGAGGUGACUCUGCUGGCAGAAAUGGACAAAGUGAAAGCUGAUGCCAUGAUGAUCUUGGACGCUCGGCAGAAGAGAGCCGAGGAGCUCCGGCGGCUGACAGAUAAGUCGGCAUCCAUGUCAGAGGAGCAGCUCACUGAACUGCGUGCAGACAUCAAGCACUUUGUGAGCGAGCGUAAAUAUGAUGAGGACCUUGGAAAAGCUCUAAGAUUUACAUUUGAUCUUGAACCGCUGAAGACGAGCAUUGCAGGGUUUGGAUCAGUUUACCACCCACGUACAGGCUACUCAAACCGAUCCCGCUGUAGCUCCACAUCAUCUUCUGUCGCCAGCCCCACCCUGCCGGAGACGCCUGCUCCUACCCAGAUCCAGAGCAACCACCCAAGUGAAACCCGUCCUCCACCAGCCAAACAGAUUUUCCAAGGAAACAGGCGUACCUUCCACGGACAAGGUUAUCACACAGGUGGUCAACGGUAUAACGGUGGUUCCUACAAUGACAGGAACGCUGGUCGUGCAAACCACCGCCAUCAGAAUGAUGGUGCCUCCUCUGGGCCUACAUCACAGCACUCUAACAACUCAAGAGGUCCCUCGCAUUCCUCCACAUCCUCUCACAACCAAGACCGACCCUCUCACAAUGGGCUUCCCCAAAGGGUUCCACGAACACAUGGUCCUUGACAUUUAAAAAAACAAAAAAUCACAAGCUCAAUCAAACCCAUCAACUAACCCUUGAACUCCUCCUUCUCUCCACAUACCCUUCCCCAACCCUUCACCUCCUCCCCACCUACUAACUCCUUUUAAUGAAGAAUAGAAUACAAGUUUACAUAUUUCUGUCAGUUGAGCUGUAGUGCCGCCUCGCCACAUCAAUCAAUUCAUCCUUCAAACUUGAAAAGCGCUCACUGUUCUAUAAUCGCUCUUCCUCUUUCUUUUCUCGCUCCUGAUGACGGUUAACAGUUUCUAUCUUUAGGCCCCUUUUGAGAGAUCUUACUGUCAUGCUAUCGUCAGUCUCUGAUAUUAGUUUUUGCAGUUAAAGCAGACUGCCAGAGACUGACAUGAUUACCUGCAACAAUUUGUGCACUAUUGAAGUUGAACUCUUAGUACUUUUUCUAUUUUUACUGUGGCUUUGUCAGCUCUCUGAUUCGAACCUCAGAUCUUAUUAUUCUGCUUGUCUCCCAGAACCAUUUCAAUGCCUUCACCACGGAAAGCGUUGUGAAAGUGUAAAAGCAGUUCUAGCAUUAGCUGGGACUUCUGAAGAGUAGACAUGCAAUCAACACUACAAACUGUCAUUAAUCAUUGCAAGGUAAAGAAAAAAGAGACAUAUCAAACUGUAAUCCAGAGCUUUUUGUACGGCUGCUACAAACCGUAGGGAACUUGUUAACGCUAGGACUUGGCUGUAUUGAGAGUAACACUGUGGACACAGAUGUUACCCUUUUGAAAGGAGUAGUUUAACAUUUGUCAGUGCGCUUUCCCUCACUCUUUGCUCUGAGUUGCAUAAGUAGAUUAACACACGUGUACACUAAAUAUGAAUCUGGCAGCUGAUUAGAUUAGCUUGGUGUGAAGGCUGCAGAAGGAGAGUAACUGCUUUGGCUGUCUUAAUGUGGCAAACUGCACCUCUAAAUUCACUAAUUCACACAAUCUUUUCUGGGGUUUUGCACAAAACUGGGAUUUUUCUGGGGGGUUAAGUUUGAGGCUAGCUGUUACUCAUUUCUGGCUUUAAUGCUGAACUGAUUGGCUGCUGCUUGUAGUUCCUUAUUUAAUGUAAGCACAAGUGUGUUAUCUACCUUCUCAUCUGACUGCAUGGACGUGAUAAGUGCCUAUCCCAGUGUCAAAUGUCAAACUACUCCUUUUUAAUAUUGCCUAAGGCAGUGAUGUAUCGCCCUCCCACUGGCCGCCGGAGUUAUCAUGUGUGCUGUUUUUUGUUUUUUCUUAGCUAGCUGUCCAUUGUUUUAUAACAAAGAGGGCUCAUUACCUUUUGUAGAAUAAUGUUAAAUAUGUAAAAACUCUCAACAAAGGAAAAGUCCUUUGUGGUGCACAUGCUUUUUCAUAGUUCUGAACAUUUAUUCACAGGCCGUUUGUUCUUUGUGUUUUUCUUGUUAUAUGCACACGAAUGGCAUAUUAAUGUCGUGCUUGCCUUUAGUCACAGACUUCACAUUUGCCUUUCUAGAAACAUGGAUGUCUGCAUCAUGAUGGCUUUGUAAACAGACGGUACUCAUAGAGCAGAUAUGUGAUUUAUGAAUAUGUGCAAAAACAAAGUGUAGGAUCUAUUCUUCCCCUUUUCCUGCCUGACUGAUAUAGAUAUCAGCCAUUCACUGAUUUAUGGAUAUUGGCAUGUAUGCUGUGUGAUACAGAAACUCUUUUUUUUUUUUUUUUUUUUAACAACAUAAUGCAGAAAAAAGAUGCUUGGGGUACUAGAAUUAAAAGUUUGUCCAGCAGUGUGACUCCAUUGUUUACAAAACUCUCAGCAGUGCCUGCUGCACCACUGAGAAGAUGGAGGUGUGGAGUCGAGAAGUGUCUUCACAUUAAGUUACGACCUAGUUUGUGAAAUACAUUACUGGAAACGUAAUAAUGAUCCCAGUAUUUUCAAUUUCAGUAGAUCCCAUAUUCUCUGUGUGUGUGUCUGUGUGUGUGGGGGGGGGUAUUGGCUGAUAUGUCGAUAUCUAGCGUCAGUUGGCUCUUCUUUUUAUGUCCACUCUGUGCAUCUAUGGAAGUAAAAUUGAGUAAACUGAUGAAUGCAUUAGAGGGUUGUAUUGAUUUCUUAGAUCUUUUUUUUUUUUUUUUUUUCCUGCCAAGUAGCUGCUGCUGUUGGGGCUCAAUCUCAUCGUAGUGUCCAGUUUGUGAACAAAAGGCUGGCGAGUACCUUGUCGCUCAUCCUUCGACACUACCCGUUUCGAAGUCAUUCUCUCACAGUGGGCUCUUAGUUUGGGACAUGGACCCCCUGGUGAUUCCUCCUUUUAUAAUCCUGUAGUUAAUGUACAUAUGAAAGUGGAAAAUCGGUUGUUACAUUAUUGCUGCAUCUUCUUCAUAACAUAUUGUCUUCCUUUGAGCAGUUUUUUUUUUUUUUUUUUUUUUUUUAAAGGGGGGGUUUUUGGUUCUUAAAAGAGUUUCUGGGCAUAUGGAGCUUUUUUUUUCCUGCCCCAUUGAGAUUAACACUCUUUACGUAAGUAGUUAAAUUAGUGAGUAUUUGUGUAGAAAAGAAUGCAAACUGGUUUCUGAACUUUGGUAAAUGUUUUCUAGCUUGUCUUGAAAGGAUGAUUUAGCGUUAUGGGAAAUGAGCUUUUAGCUUGUAGUAAGACAAAACUAUCUGGAACAAUGAGUUAGCUUGGUCUGGCAUCAAGCCAGGAAUUGGGUAGAUUCCUUUCACAUUAAACGGGCCCAGAUUGUGGGUUUCUUGUUUUUUUUUUUUCUUUUAAGACAGCUGCUUCAGAAAGAGAAAAAACUAGCAGUUUUUGCUUUUCAUGCCGAGUGCUUUUUUUUUUUUUUACUUUUAUUACAGCAUUAAGGUUGCUUCUGUGUCUUUUCGAUGAUAUUUCCAUUCUUGCUCCUUGGGACCACUGGGUGGAAAAAUAAACAACCACUGCAACUGUGGCCCUGUGCAGCAGCAGUAGUUGCAAUGAGUGUUUCCAGUUUUCUGGUCUCAGGAGGGCAGUAAUGAACCACCCGUCUGUUUAAAAGCAGCUCUCAGGUGUUGUGGUUUGUUUUUUUGUUUUUUUUGUUUUUUUUCUUUUGUUGUGGUUUGGGUUUUAUUGUUUUGGGGGGUUUUUUUUGUUUUAUUUUUACUUGUAUCCAUCCUAGACUACAGUAAAAAACUUUUCAUUUCCAGUGUAACUAAAUUGUCUGCUAAGCACCUCAAUAACAGAAGUCACAGCUGCAAUAACAGAGUCACUGGAUGCAUCUGUCACACUGCUUGUGAGCUAUCCUAUUGCAGCUGUGUAAAGUAACAAACUAGAAUCGUUAAAUGCAGUAAAGUUAUGAAUCUAAAGUUAUUGUUUUUUACAAAUGUUGUAAAUCUUUAAUUCGGGAACAAAUUCACCCCUUUUGAAUAUGGUCCUCUGGCACGCAGCCUGACCCUGCAAAAUAGUCACAUGUAAAUUUAAAAAAAUAAAUCUUCAAAACAUUUAAUGUGAUUUAUGGGCGUCGGAUGUGCUGAUUAGGUGCAUUGUGUUACAGCUGGAUAAAGCCAGACUGGCCUAUGCUAAGCAAAGCUAACCCUGUUCAGAUAGGCAAUUGCUCUUCUCAUCCAAACUUGCUGGACACUCCAUAAGACGGCGAGCGCAUUUCCCAAAAUGUUUCCUUUUAAGUGCAUGCACAGCUGGUAGGGGGGUUAUAUCAUCACAAAGAUCUGUAUAGACUGAAGUUGUACCAAAAUCUGAGCCAGCUCAUCAUCGACGGGCUGCGGUUUGAAGUGAUUUAAAGCUGCAGGACAAAUGCUAAACAAUUCAUUAAUUAUCUCAUCUGCAAAGUUGUCUGCCUUCCUUCAACCACCCUUUGUUUUACAUUCCUAACUGUAGGGAUAUUAAGUUAUCGCCAAAGAAACUAUCGUCCUCUGCAACUUUUCUGCCUGUUUUUUUUUCUUCUUUUCCUCUGCCUGUAAAGAAUUCCCACUGGGAUAAAUCAAACAAUUCACAUUCUUUUUUUUUUUUCAAUCCUUUAUUUGUUUCCUUACUGUAUAUACAUAUGUAGGUAUAUAAUUUGUGCUCACAUAGGGCAUUUUGUAUGUGAUAUUCAUAUUAGGCCUAAUGGAGGUUAAAACAUAAAGUUCAUUAAUUUCUUCCAGUAAACCCUUUGUCCAUCUUCUCAAAAACCUUUCUGAGACAACUGUAAACUCAAGUGCCUUUUUCUCUUUUCCCACUGAUUUAUCAAAGUCCCCUCCACCAGAGUAUGGACCAAAGACAUCAACCGUCCCCAACUGCCCAGCCCUCUUUCUCCCUCUCUCACUGAAUGGCACACUUUCCAUUUACUACAAAUAAACAGUUUGCAAUAC
Molecule: messenger RNA, 7109 nt
Organism: Haplochromis burtoni (Burton's mouthbrooder)
Lineage: Eukaryota; Metazoa; Chordata; Actinopteri; Cichliformes; Cichlidae
Gene: spats2
Product: spermatogenesis associated serine rich 2
Exons: 10
Coding region: 1325-2806 (493 amino acids)
Cellular component (GO): cytoplasm
Source: RefSeq, a predicted model, not a curated record